This is a messenger RNA of Caretta caretta (loggerhead turtle), 1288 nucleotides long. RefSeq names its product parkin coregulated (gene PACRG). Gene Ontology annotation, molecular function: Hsp70 protein binding; Hsp90 protein binding. The record is from RefSeq and is a predicted model, not a curated record. Lineage: Eukaryota; Metazoa; Chordata; Testudines; Cheloniidae. Gene Ontology annotation, cellular component: neuron projection; vesicle; cytosol.
GUGUCCCGCCCCCCCAGCCAGACCCCACACGGGAGCCUCCAUAGGCAACAGCAGGGGGUGAGGAAGGGCAGCCAGAGCAGGGAGUGAGGAAGAGGAAGGGAGGCAGGAGGUGCCUGGUGAGAUGGUGGCAGAGAAAGAUGGUUCGAGCCCCCCGAAACCCACUGGAGAGAGACCUCCACAACAACAGCAGCCACUGGGGCAGCUGAGGAGAACCAAGCAGCAGGUCACCGAUGGAUUCACUGUUAAAGCCAUGAUGAGAAACACUGUGAGGAGAGGAAAAGGUGCAGACAUGUCUCCCUCCUUACGCUCUGAAAUCCCCUGUGUCCCAGCACUCCUGUACAGGAACCAGGUAAGAGGACCCCCAGUUGCAGGAGCAUUUAAAGAAAGACCAACAAAGCCUACAGCAUUUCGCAAGUUUUAUGAGCGAGGAGACUUCCCAAUUGCCCUUGAGCAUGAUUCGAGAGGAAAUAAAAUAGCCUGGAAGGUGGAGAUUGAGAAACUGGACUACCAUCACUAUCUGCCUCUGUUUUUCGAUGGGCUUUGUGAAAUGACAUUUCCCUAUGAGUUUUUUGCUCGGCAAGGAAUCCACGACAUGCUGGAACAUGGGGGAAACAAGAUUCUCCCUGUCAUUCCUCAGCUCAUUAUCCCAAUAAAAAAUGCACUGAACCUUCGUAACCGACAGGUCAUCUGCAUCACGCUCAAAGUCCUCCAGCACCUGGUGGUGUCAGCUGACAUGGUGGGGGAAGCCUUGGUGCCCUAUUAUCGUCAAAUCCUCCCCAUCCUAAACAUCUUUAAGAAUAUGAAUGUUAAUUCAGGAGAUGGUAUUGACUACAGCCAGCAGAAGCGUGAAAAUAUUGGAGAUUUGAUUCAAGAGACACUGGAAGCCUUUGAGCGCUAUGGUGGAGAAGAUGCUUAUAUAAACAUUAAAUACAUGGUCCCUACCUAUCAAUCGUGCUUGUUAAACUAACAGAUAGGACAGUUGUGUCAACAGGGGUGAUUCCAUUUGUAUUCUCAAAGGCUACAUCCAAUUCUGUAUAAUAUCUUGUUAUUCACGCUUUCUUUCUCUACAGCUGCUAAAGUAGUGGCUUCUGGACCAUUAGACUAGUACUAUUGUGAACAAGUCUUUCCAAUACAUAAAUAGUGCCUGUUCCUUAGAUUACAAUGAUGUACUGUGCUUAUUUGUUCUGCGAAAGAAUUACUUCUUUAUAACAGAGCUGACUGGAGCAGGAGUCAGAGUUAAACCUUCAGUUGUAUAGACAAUAAAACCAUAAUUUUCAUACGCAAUUCA